Messenger RNA from Fragaria vesca subsp. vesca, 1319 nucleotides. RefSeq lists its product as uncharacterized. The coding region runs from base 126 to 983 and encodes 285 amino acids. Gene Ontology annotation, biological process: hydrotropism. Lineage: Eukaryota; Viridiplantae; Streptophyta; Magnoliopsida; Rosales; Rosaceae. The record is from RefSeq and is a predicted model, not a curated record. The transcript has a single exon.
ACUUGUCGGCCUCUUUACUUCCAUCAUCUUCUUCAUCCUUCCUCUUUCUCUGCAAGCUUUUGCGUUCUAAUCAAGGCUUCAUUCCUUUUGUGUUCAUUUUAGGAUCCGAAUAAUUCAAACAAACCAUGAACCUUCAAAGAAGCAAUAGCAUUAGUACUAGCUCCAUCACAACUAGAAAAAUCGUCCCUUCAAACCAGCUCAUCAGAUCCUCCUCAACUGCUCUGGCACCACCACAACAUCAUCACCACCGCCGUCGACAAAACGACGACGUCUCCAACAAGCUACUCAUUCCAAAACACAACUCUUCAUCGUCCCCGGUCUCUUUCGACCACCUCUCCAAAUCCCAAACAAAGAUCUCCUCACUCCUCCGCUCUUUUCUUAACCUCAUCUCCUUCCCAGCCACCAUCAUCAGUCUCCCCGCCAGCUGCAAGUGGCUCGCCAUCUCUUCCCACCUCUCGGUCACACCCUCUCUUGGACGGAAAGUCACCGGAACCCUGUUCGGUAACCGCCGUGGCAGCGUCAGCUUCGCCGUCCAGCUCGACCCUAGGUCAGAGCCCGUUUUGCUUCUUGAGCUUGCCAUGUCCACGUCUUCCCUCGUUAAGGAGAUGUCUUCCGGACUCGUCCGCAUUGCUCUCGAGUCCGAAAGACACCAGGGUUCCGGCCGCCGGAAACCUUUGUUUCACGAGCCGACCUGGACCAUGUACUGCAACGGAAGGAAGUUGGGGUGCGCGGCGUCUCGCACAUGCGGAGAGUCCGACUGGCACGUGCUGAGUACCGUCCGGAGCAUUUCUGUCGGAGCCGGGGUGAUUCCGGUGGUGGACGACGGGAAAAAGGGGGCGUCCGAGGGUAUAGGCGAGUUGCUUUACAUGAGGGCUCGGUUUGAACGAGUUGUGGGGAGCCGUGACUCGGAGGCCUUUUACAUGUUGAAUCCUGAUGGGAGUAAUGGAGGUCCUGAACUCAGCAUCUUUUUGCUUAGAAUAUGAUCGAUCAUUGUGUACGUAGAAGACAACAACAAAGGAAGAUUGAAGAACAGAAAUUAAAGAAAUGGUGAAUGCAGUUGUGACUUUGUGUAAUUUACAGAUUUUAAAAUGCAAAACCAUGUGAUUUUAUAUCUUAUUAGUUUGUUCUUAUUAUUGGUGUAUAUGGUUGAUACUUGAGAUAGAGUUCAACCUUCACAUGAUGCAUGCAUUACAAAAAAGGUGCAUGCGAACUACUUGUGGCUAGCUAGCUAAGCUUAUUCGAUCUCUCUGGUGAUCUCUGAGCUGUACUAUUCACUGUAAUUGGGUUUUAUAAAUGCAUAUUUACAUAUAAUUAUCAGG